Messenger RNA from Effrenium voratum, 1077 nucleotides. The record is from the annotation of a GenBank genome assembly. NCBI's taxonomy places the organism in Eukaryota, Dinophyceae, Suessiales, Symbiodiniaceae.
AUGCCCUCACUCUUCUUCCGCCACCGCCUCGCGCAAAGACUUCUGCUCCCGGCCGCAUUUGUUGUGGCUUGUUCUCUCGCUGUGAACGCAGCACAGGCCGACAGCGAAACUGCCCUGCCCUACGGUCCGGGCGUCGCUAAAAUCAACGUCGCAGACGAGCGGCCCGAAAGAUCGCUUUCCGGUGACAUCUGGUUUCCGACGCCAACACCUGGAAAGCACAGCCGCGCAGACAAGAGCAAGGUCUGGCAAAUGGCGCUUGCCGACACGCGUGGCACGGUCGCCGAUGGCACAUUUCCGCUGGUGGUGGUUUCACACGGCAUGUACGGCAAUACGUUCAAUCAGGCCUGGCUUGCAUCUGAACUUGCACGCCGUGGAUAUGUCGUUGCAAUGAUCAACCAUCCCGGGACCAGCACUUUCCUGCGCGACGCGGACCAAGCCCGUGAAUUGUGGCAGCGGCCCGUCGAUCUUUCCAGGCUGAUCUCUUUUCUCAUUGACGAGAGCGAAUAUGCGCCCGUCAUCGACCGGAACAGGAUAUACGCCGCGGGUCAUUCGCUGGGCGGCUUCACGGUGAUGAUGCUGGCGGGUGCGGAAUUCGACAACGCCCGGUACAGGACCGUGUGCGAUGGCCAAGACCUUCCCGUGGCCUGUGAAGUUCUGAGCGGCUGGUCUGUCGCGGAAACGAAAGACGAUCAGGCCGAAAUGGCAACUUCCCGGAAGGAUGACAGGAUCAGCAAAGUCAUCAGUCUGGAUCUUGGCGGCACUCCCGUCUUCUCUCGAGACAGUCUUGCCCGGUUUGACAUACCGGUCCUGGUGCUGGGUUCCGGACGUGCAGACAUGCUGAACCAGGAGAUCGAAUCCCGUGCGCUCGCAACUGCCCUGCCAGGGGAAAAAGUCAAACACCUUGAACUGCCGGAUGCAGGCCACUUCGACUUCAUGGGAGUGUGCAAGCCGGAAGGUUAUGCCAUUUUGGAAGAACACGAGCCUGGCGAUGAAAUUGUCUGCAUCAAGGGACAUCGCGAGCGUCAAUCGCAGCAUCAGCGCAUCUUGAAGGAAAUACUGACUUUUCUGGACAAGUGA